AUGAAUCUAGGUUCUUAUCCAAAUCCAAGUCAAAAUUCAAAUUAUCAUAGCCGCAGUCGACGUCAGCAACAACAACACCGUUCUCGUCAGCAAUUGCAACAUCUGAAUCAUAAUUACAAUCUGAAUCAAAAUGUCAAUAUUACACAACCUAUCGUUAAUAUAGUUGCUGGUAGUGACAAAGCUUUGUUAUUGUCUGUGGAAUGUUGGGAGAAUAUCUUUAGAUAUUUGACGCCAAAUUACAAUGAUUUACAUUCUUGUUUGUUAGUUAAUAGAUUUUUUUGUAAAAUAGUUGUUCCAAUACUUUGGGAAUCGCCAUUCAGUCAAUAUAUCAAAGAUAAAAAUAAAAAUAAAAACCAAUCCAAGGACCUUAAUAACAAAUGUUAUCAUAAAUUAAUAAGAACGAUAUUAAGUGGCUUAUCACCUAUUAAAAAAAAUUAUUUAAUAUAUAAUGGAAUUAAUUCAAUUAGACAUUUGCCUGCCUCCACCACUUUUAACUAUGUUUCACUUAUAAAAUCAGUUAUAUUAGAUCAAUGGACAUUAGAUCAGCAACUAAUUAAUUUAUUAGUAUUUGAUAAUCUUAAAUAUUUAAAAAGUCUUGUAACAACAGAAUGCGAAUAUUUAAGCCUUUUCAUAAAUCAUCUAUUAUUAUUUAAUAGCAAUAAUAAUCAAAUGGAAGGAGGAGAAUUUAAAAAACCUCUUAACGAUAAUGAUAGUGAUAAUAAUAAAUCUAUUAAAGUUACUAGCAAAUUAUUUUCAAAUUUAAAAGAGUUUCAUUAUAAUCCAACUGAUUUCGGAUAUUACGUAUUCACAGCUUUAUCAGAAGCGUCUGCAAACAAUUUAACAAAAUUAUCAAUCAAAGAUAUCUUUAAUGUCAAGCAAUUGGAAUCUCUCAAAAAUUUAGUAAGUUCACAAAACAAUUUGAAAUAUUUGAGGUUGGAAUUAACUGAAAAAUUAAGUCAGAUCGAGAGUGGUGGAAUAUUAUCAGAUUAUUAUUGUCAAUUGUUCUCUAUAUUAAAAAGUCAGAAAAAAUCUUUAACUUGUCUAAAGCUUGUGAAUUUGAAUUUCCGGUCCAUCACCUCAGAUUCAAUUAGUUCGUUAUCAGAGUGUGAUAAUAUUAGGACGUUGCAUCUUAUCAAUUGUAAAAAUAUUUCAUCGUCCAGAUUCUUCUCUCUCGUUUUUCACAAUCUCAAAGAAUUAAAAUAUGAAAAUUUCUAUAAUUUUCUAAACGAUCAAGAUUUCCUAAUCAACUUGUUAGUACAUUCAAAUAAAUCAUUGGAAACGUUAGAUGUUUUCUAUUUGAGAGAUGAUGACAUUAAAAAAAAUGAUUCAAACUUUAUCAAAACUUUAACCUCAAAUUGCAAAAAUUUGAAAACGUUGAGACUAAGACUAUUACAGAACGACGAAUUGUUUAUGAUUUUCAAAUGUUUGAAAAAUCUUACUCAUUUCAACUUCUUUUUAUCCGAUCAAUCCGACUGGAGUGAAAAAACUUUUAGAGCAUCGAGUGAGUUGAUGCCAAGUACUUUGAAAUUGCUAAAAAUUGGCAUUUGGCAAGACUUACCUUCGUUCGAUGAAUUUUCCCUCAGAGAAUUUCUCAAUGGUUGCAAAAAAAUAAAUUUGGACAGAUUGGAAAUUUACUCUUUUCCUAAAUUAAAUGUUCAUUACGUUUCCAUUUUAAAGAAUGGUGGGGUCAAUUACAAAUUAAUUGAGGCCAUGGAUGAUUGGUAA
Messenger RNA from Entrophospora sp. SA101, 1725 nucleotides. NCBI's taxonomy places the organism in Eukaryota, Fungi, Glomeromycota, Glomeromycetes, Entrophosporales, Entrophosporaceae. The record is from the annotation of a GenBank genome assembly.